Messenger RNA from Alnus glutinosa, 1029 nucleotides. Its product is annotated as protein FAR-RED IMPAIRED RESPONSE 1-like. Gene Ontology annotation, biological process: regulation of DNA-templated transcription. Bases 1 to 1029 code for a protein of 342 amino acids. The transcript is spliced from 2 exons. NCBI's taxonomy places the organism in Eukaryota, Viridiplantae, Streptophyta, Magnoliopsida, Fagales, Betulaceae. The record is from RefSeq and is a predicted model, not a curated record.
AUGCUGCUGCAAAGAGAAGGCGAGUUAAAUGAUAUAGCCGGUGUACGUAUGAAUAAGAAUUUUAACUCUUUAGUUGUUGAAAGGGGAGGGUAUGAAAAUCUUCUAUUUGGAGAGAAAGAUUGUCGGAAUUUUAUUGACAAGGCAAGAGAGCUUUGGCUUGGCAAAGGAGGUGCUCGAGCCCUUUGCGAUUAUUUCAGUAGAAUGCAAAAGCAAAAUAAUGGUUUCUACUAUGUGAUGGACAUGGAUGAUGAUUGUAGGUUACGAAAUGUGUUUUGGGCUAAUGCACGAAGUAGGGAAGCAUAUGAAUUCUUUAGGGAUGUCAUUACGUUUGACACGACGUACUUGACCAAUAGAUAUGACAUGCCAUUUGCUCCGUUCGUAGGUGUGAAUCAUCAUGGUUGCAUGAACAAUAAAGCUCCAAGUGGAAUUAUAACAGAUCAGGAUAGAGCCAUGAAGAAUGCAACUGAAAUAGUUUUUCCGGAUACAACUCGACAUAGAUAUUGUUUGUGGCAUAUCAUGAGAAAACUACCAGGAAAGUUUGGAGCACAUGCUCAAUACCAUGGCAUUAAGAGUGCUCUAAAUACAUGUGCGUAUGAUUCUCAAACAUGUGAAGAAUUCGAGGAAAAUUGGAAAUUUCUACUUGAGACAUAUCAACUUGAAGAUAAUGCAUGGCUGCGUGGGUUAUAUAGUGAGCGGACUUUUUGGGUGUCGGCAUAUUUGAAAGAUACAUUUUGGGCGGGAAUGAGUACUACACAGCGAAGUGAAAGUAUGAAUUCAUUUUUUGAUAGUUAUGUGCACUCAAAGACCAUACUAAAGGAAUUUGUUGAUCAAUUUGAUAAUGGUUUGAGGAGAAAGGUUGAGAAAGAGACAAGUUUUGAUUUCAAUUCUUUUCAUCGUAUGAUUCCAUGUUCAACACCCUAUCCUUUAGAAGAGACGUUUCUAGAUGUGUACACCAAUGCAAAAUUCAAAGAAGUUCAGGAGGAGUUUGGAAAAGUUUUGUCUUGUAAUAACUCUUAUCUUCGAAGUUAA